AUGGCAAGAAAAUCUGUUUCUCCAGAUUGCAUGAAGAAAGGAUUUCUUGUGAUACCAUUCAAGUUACCGACACACAGAACGCUCAAGAACGAUGAUGCUUUUCAUUUUAUGUUUGUGAAGAAACAUCAAUCUCAGUAUGAAAACGAGCAGAACUGCCUCUUUCUGGUCAAUAUUCCACUUUUAACACACUUAGAUAACCUGAAAAUAGCCUUUAAUGAGAUCUGUUCCCGGUUUGACACAGUGUCGCACAUUGAAGAGUUGCUAUAUAAUGACGAAUUCGGAUUGGAGGAAGUGGAUCUUUCCGCCUUGACCUCUGAUUUAAUGUCGGUAAAAGAUGCUGAAUCCAAAAGGUAUACACCCAGAAACACGGCUUUGCUAAAGUUUGUCGAUGAGGCAAGCUUGACAAAUUGCUUUGAUGCUUUAAAAAAAUACUCGAAACUUGACUCAAGUUCGCUCAUAGAAUGGCAAUAUAAAUCCCCAACCAUUGCAACCUUUUUGAAUUUCUAUAGACCACUUGAUGUAGACUAUCUGAAAUGGGAUAUUCACAUGCACAUGGAACUAUUCGAACAGAGGGAACAAGAGGCCCAAGAUGCCAUUCAGACUUCCAUUGUCGACGAAGAUGGAUUUACUUUAGUUGUUGGAAAAAAUACAAAGUCACUAAAUUCUAUAAGAAAGAAGAUUUUGAAGAAAAACCCACUCUCAAAACACGAGAACAAAGUUAUACCGCCAUCGACAGUUGAUAAGAAAGCCAAAAAAGAUUUUUACAGGUUUCAAAUUAGAGAACGUAAAAAGCAAGAGAUUAAUCAACUUUUAAAAAAAUUUAAAGAGGAUCAAGAGAAGAUCAAAAUAAUGAAAGCAAAUAGGAGGUUCAAUCCUUAUACAUGA
Molecule: messenger RNA, 885 nt
Organism: Zygotorulaspora mrakii
Lineage: Eukaryota; Fungi; Ascomycota; Saccharomycetes; Saccharomycetales; Saccharomycetaceae
Gene: RRP7
Product: Rrp7p
Exons: 1
Coding region: 1-885 (294 amino acids)
Biological process (GO): rRNA processing; ribosomal small subunit assembly
Cellular component (GO): UTP-C complex; CURI complex
Source: RefSeq, a predicted model, not a curated record